AUGAACAUUCAGAUACCACCUUCUCAAAACACAAUGGCUCUGCCUGAUAAUGACUUUUACUCAACCAACAUGAGCUUCUCUUCCUCUCCACGUUCCUCCCAAUUCUCCCCCACUGCAUCAUCACCAGCUACCCCAUACUUUUCCUCUUCUCCUCAAGAUGGCUACUUUAUGGGCUAUGCACCACCAUCAUCCAAUGACAUGUAUCCUCCCCAACUUCAACCACAACAACAACCACAACGUGGCCAUCAAACUGAACGAAAGAAUGUCAGCACGUUUAUUAGCAAGUUGUAUAGCAUGGUUGGUGACAAGAAGCAUCAAGACCUUAUUUGUUGGAAUAAUGCUGGGAGCUCGUUUUUGAUUACCAAUUCCAAGGCGUUUUCCCGGCAGGUGCUACCUGUGUACUUUAAGCAUGGCAACUUUUCCAGUUUUGUAAGGCAAUUGAACAUGUAUGGUUUUCGCAAAAUCAACAAGGCUCCACGCAUCAAACGUGGUGUUACCUCUCAAGAAGAAAUUUGGGAGUUUUCCCACCAAAAGUUCCAACGGGAUUGGCCUGACAUGUUGUGGGAGAUCAAACGUAAAGCGGUUGAAUCCGAUGUCCUUCGACGAGAAACAGGUGAUAUGCAAGCAUGCUUUUCGAUGGUGCAACAAUCACAAGAUAACUUGCUUGAGCAAUUUCGUAUGCUACAAGACAACUUUUCCACCAUGCUACGAGGUUUUGAAGAUCUCAAAAAGUCUCAAUUGCAAAUCCAAAUGGGUAUUCAACGCCUUUCUCAAUUUGAUAAUCAUCGAUAUGACUCAAAAACCUUUGAUGAGCCGGUAACAUUGAACUCGGAUCCUCUAAUCAAUCACCAUCAUCAACGACCUCAGCAGCAACCAGCACCCAAUGCUAUCUAUGUCAAAGGAGAAAACACACAAAGCCAGCAUCAUGGUUACGAUAAUCCCUCAGUGUUCGUAACAUCGCCAUCCAAUCUGUAUCAACCCUAUCCUCAACAACAACAACAACAAUUUUGCAUCCCACAAGAAAAUUAUUUCUUGGAUGCUGUCAACACGCCACUUCCCCCAAGCCCACUGUCAUCAACACCCAGCUUUGCAAGCGAAAACUUUUCCUAG
Messenger RNA from Lichtheimia ornata, 1110 nucleotides. RefSeq lists its product as uncharacterized. The transcript has 5 exons. The record is from RefSeq and is a predicted model, not a curated record. NCBI's taxonomy places the organism in Eukaryota, Fungi, Mucoromycota, Mucoromycetes, Mucorales, Lichtheimiaceae. Gene Ontology annotation, biological process: regulation of DNA-templated transcription. Bases 1 to 1110 code for a protein of 369 amino acids. Gene Ontology annotation, molecular function: DNA-binding transcription factor activity; sequence-specific DNA binding.